Lathyrus sativus (Indian pea) is the source of this 786-nucleotide messenger RNA. Lineage: Eukaryota; Viridiplantae; Streptophyta; Magnoliopsida; Fabales; Fabaceae. The record is from the annotation of a GenBank genome assembly.
AUGACCGUUCAAUCAACCUUGAAGCUUCACAAUCUGAAGCCAAGAGCUUCAAGAUCAAAUUUUGAAACUAACCCAUCAUUCAAAACAAUCACCAAAACCCAAAACAAGAUGAAGCUACUCCGGGUCAUUCUCACCGACCAUGAUGCAACUGAUUCCGACUCUUCCGGCGAGGAUGAACCGUCACCACAAAGAAGAAAGAGAGAAAUAACCGAAAUCGCCAUGCACUUUCCUCUUGUAUCUGAUUCUCCCAAAACUUCACCUUCUUCUUCAGCUUGCUCCACUGACCCGACCCGUUUCAAAAGACGUGGAAAACCAGUCAAAAAGUCCGGUAGUUCUUGCCGGCAAAACAUAUUCCGUGGUGUUCGUCAGAGACCUUGGGGUCGGUGGACAGCUGAGAUCCGUGACCCGAACCAACGAAAGCGCGUCUGGUUAGGAACUUUUGACACGGCGGAGGAAGCCGCUGCUGUGUACGACGAAGCCGCCGUGAAGCUUAAGGGUCCAAAGGCUAUUACCAACUUUCCAAGUACCGACGCCGUUAAAAAGGAUGUCAACGAGCCACCGAAGAUUUUCUCCGGCGACGGUUUUGCUUCUCCGACUUCCGUUCUACCUUACUACGACGGUGACUCCACGCCGUUUGACAGUUUUCGUUACGGAACAGUGGAUGCGUUUGGGUUCGAUAUCGAUACGCCGUUAAGUUUAACGGACGUUAACUUUAUGGGAUUUCGGAAAGAAAAAGAAGAGUUCGGUGAGUUUGACUUGGACGAGUUCCUGACGUGGCCCAAUUAA